GGGAAGCAGAUGGAGCACGUCUGAACACACUCAUUUCUUUUUCCAUCAUAUCACGCUUGGACGUGUCUCAUCAUGUGAGGACAGCGGUUGUUUGUGCGGGACAUGGAUGACCUGGGUGGCUCCUGGUCGUUGUCUCUGCAGGCGGCAGCAGCGGUCAGCGUGAACGGGACAGAGGGCGGAGGGCCCGCUGUGUCCGGGCGGGCCCAGCUGCUCCUGGAGAUACUCAUGGUGCUGAUGUGUUUGGGCGCUGUGACAGGUAAUAUUCUUGUCAUUGUUAUUGUGGCUGCCAACAAGACUUUCCACUCCGUGACGUCAGUGCUGAUCAUGAACCUGGCCAUCAGUGACCUCCUGGUUGGUGUUGGAGUGAUGCCUUUUGUUGCUUUGUCAAUCCUGAACCGUGGAUGGGUGGAUUGUACUGACCUCUGUUCAUACGUGGGUUACACCUCCUCUGUGUACUGUACAGCUUCUGUGUUGACAUUAGCUGCUAUUGCCCUCGACCGCUAUCACUCCAUCAUGGACUGCCUGCGCUACAGCUCCCGCUGCACCCUGUGGAGGACCUGUGCUGUGGUCCUGUGGAUCUGGCUGCAGGCUUUGGCGACCAGUUGCCCUCCCCUGCUAGGAUGGGGCAAUGUCAACUAUGUGGUUCCCAUGUACAGCUGUGCAGUCAACUGGGCCAGCAGUCCCAGCUACACAGCUUUCAUGGCUGCCCUCUCCUACCUCAUACCAGCAGUGGUCAUCCUCUUCUGCUAUGUGAACAUCGUCAAGGUAGCCCGAAGCCAUGCCAGGAGGAUCCAUACACUGGAAGACUCUGUGCAACGCAGCAGGAAUCCAAACUCUCAAGCUUUUUCUCCUGGUGAUUCAUCUCACCAGCACUGUGGGAGUCUCCAUGGCCCCUCAAAACUGAUCUAUCAUGUAAGUGGACAGUUUGUGUCUGAGGGGAGUUAUAUCGGCCCUGCUCUCCCUGAUUCUACUACAGAGCAGAAUAACCCUACAUCCAGACGUUUGUUCUCCUUCCUGGCUCAGAGUGCCUCCCAGCCACAGCUGCAAAACACUCAGCAGCACCAUAACCACCAUGGAGUGGUGCGUCUCUUCUUGGUCAUCUCAGCCUUCUUCCUCUGCUGGACACCUUACAUAGGUGUGGCCCUAGUUCAGGCCACAGAAACUGCAAUCUUAGGCCAAUCCAGCCUCGUCCCACCCUCUGCUGUUACCUUUUCAUACUGGCUGGUGUUGCUGAACUCUGACAUCAAUCCGCUACUGUAUGCUCUGCUUAGCAAGCGUUUUCAGGGUGCUCUUCAGGGACUGAGACAAAAACUAAGAGCACGCCUGGGGAGUGUGGUGGCCAGGGGAGAGGAGGUCAGAACAGAGGGAGAGGGAGAGGACGGCAGGAGCAGCGACCCCUGCACUCUGACCAACACCCAUCCUGGCCCACCUUCCAUCUCUGAGACUACAACCUGUGAUGACGCCAUGUAUUCCUCCUCCAUUUUCACUGUUAGCACUGACUUCAAACAUAAUUCAGAGGAGCAUCUAUGCAAAGUGUGUCACCGUGACAAUAGCUCCCCGUCCUGCUCUGUGUGGCAAGAAACCACUGGUGCGGAUAGGAGGGUGGACUGCCUGCGUGUCCCCUCUCGACCACAAGAGGUCAGCAGACUACCUUCUUCUGCUCUCACCAAGGAGCGUCAAGCCACUUUCUUCUAUGGCCAGAUAACAGUGACAGUAGAGCAUGAUGUUUGUUAG
Molecule: messenger RNA, 1734 nt
Organism: Larimichthys crocea (large yellow croaker)
Lineage: Eukaryota; Metazoa; Chordata; Actinopteri; Sciaenidae
Product: 5-hydroxytryptamine receptor 1D
Exons: 3
Coding region: 103-1734 (543 amino acids)
Biological process (GO): G protein-coupled receptor signaling pathway
Cellular component (GO): membrane
Molecular function (GO): G protein-coupled receptor activity
Source: RefSeq, a predicted model, not a curated record